Molecule: messenger RNA, 561 nt
Organism: Amorphotheca resinae ATCC 22711
Lineage: Eukaryota; Fungi; Ascomycota; Leotiomycetes; Helotiales; Amorphothecaceae
Exons: 2
Coding region: 1-561 (186 amino acids)
Source: RefSeq, a predicted model, not a curated record
AUGUCAAGUUUCUCAAACAGAACCAUAAGUUCCACAAACUCCUUCUAUUCCAGACCCCAAACUUUAGAUUAUACAGCUGAUAAUAUGCAAACAGAGAUUCCAAACCCCCCAGCAAGCGACAAGUCCGAAAUGUACCGUCGGGAUUCAAGAGAUCGCGAUCACGAUCGAUAUCGAUAUCAAAGAUCCAGCGCGCCAUCUCCCGAUGAGCAAUUUUUCCGCUCCAGGAAUCCAGCAAGAGAUUCAUCACGAUUCUCUCCAAACAGAGGAGGAUGGUUAAGCAAUCCUUCUCCUUCCGGAUCCUUCUCCUCUUCACGUACAGUACUAAGAUAUUCAGCAGGUAAUCCCGAUCCCGGUCCCAAGCCAUCCACCCGCUCCGCAUCCUACUCCUCAUCUACGGUGUCCCGCUCACCAUCGUCAUCGUCUUCAAUUGUCCGCGUUUAUGACGAUCGAUUUCAUGAGCUGCAUGAUGAUCGAUUUCGCCGCUCGGUUUCCCCGCCAGAGAGAUUUUGCAGCGCCGGGAGAGAGCUUAGGGAUCGUGCGGAUGAGGAUUUGAAUAGGUAG